Molecule: messenger RNA, 1267 nt
Organism: Styela clava
Lineage: Eukaryota; Metazoa; Chordata; Ascidiacea; Stolidobranchia; Styelidae
Product: protein LZIC-like
Molecular function (GO): beta-catenin binding
Source: RefSeq, a predicted model, not a curated record
GGUGUAGAUUGGGUGACGCAGUUCACAUCAAGACUGCUUCACUAUAUUAUAUUCCUGGAGGCUUGCCAUGCAAACAGCAAGCGACGGCAGGGCACAGGCAGUUCUGUUUUUACAUAGGUCUUUCUUCUUGGCAAGAUAUGUCUUCACGCGGUACAACGGAGACGAAUGUACUUCAGCAAAAUUUGCAAGAUCAACUUGACAGACUUGUGCAGCAACUUGUCGAUUUGGAGGAAUCUAAGGAUGAUUUUGAACUAGAUGAAUAUGAAGAACUGAAAAAUGAAACUAUUGAGCAAUUGAAAGAAAUGAAGGAGUCUUUAUCAAAGAUGGUUAAAGGAGAUAUAACGCUUGUUGACAGCGUGAAUGCGAUGCAGUUGGCAAUACAAGCAGCCAUAAGUGAAGCUUUCAAGACACCUGAAGUCAUAAAAUUAUUUGCAAAAAAAGAACCUGGGCAACUUCGCACAAGAUUGAAAGAAAUCGAUAGAGAUCACAAAAUAGGCAAAGUAUCUAAAGACGCCUACACACAAAUAAAACUUGAAAUUUUAACAGCUGUGAAAAAACUCGGAAGUGAGAUCUCACCAGAAGAAGAAAUGUUUCUAUCGCAGUGCAGUGGAACCUCCUUAUCAGCAUUUCAGGAAACUGACAACAGCAUAAAGUCUGCUGAAAAUUUAAUUCAAAAAAAUGGCUGAGCAAUUCAAUCUCUUCAUGUAGGUUUACAAACCGCACUGUGCAAUAAGUGAUCUACAAUUUGGAACUUCAAUCACAAAGUAUUUCAAGUUUCCCCCUUUUGAACCAACUGUUUACUUGUGUAUAGUUCCUUUAGAAUUGCUACAUCUCUCUGAUAAAGCUUUUUUUCUCGUUCUCCUGUUUCCUUUGAUGGUCUUUCAGAUACAGUUUGCAUAAUCUAGAAAAUUUAUAAAUUAUUGUUGUUUAUUUAUUCCAUGCGAUUUCAACUCAGAAUCAAUCUUUUUGCAACAUAUUAGUAUUAAGCAAUUGAAUGUUGAUAAAUAUUUAAAAUUGAUAAGUAAAUAUAUGUGGUCACAAAUAAAAUAAAAAAACUAAAUAUAUAGUUUUAUUUGAAUUUUUUUUUGAUCUCCGAAUAUAUUCAUAAUAGUUUAUUAUUGCCAUCCCUGAUUGAUCGCAAAAUUAAAUUUUAUAAAAAGGGUUGGUAGCCUGCAAUCAACCACUGAACCACAUCCAUAUUACUUACAGCAUUCAGAAUCAGCAAUUUUUGACAAUAUUUUAUUAUAAUCCAGGUUUUUAGUUAUUA